UCGCCAUCAUUUCCGCUAGCUGGAAAGAUGCUCUAACAUAACAGAAACCCACAGAAUCCCCAGACAAAGAUGGAUAUAUACAAAUCUAACACUUGGUAAAAUCCAGGAGGGGAAAGCUGGAUAUCUUUUCGAUUCUUGAAGCGGGUGCGAGCGCGGAUUUAGGAAUAAAUGCGAAGAUAAGCGCAGUUUUUUGGGAGUGGAUUUUGUGCGGUUGCAGUGAUGGCGACGGCGAUGGAUAAUUUUGACGGCGCGGUGGAUCCCGAUAUCGCGACCAUGUACGGACGCGACCACUUGGAGUUCAAUCCUGGACACGGUCAUUUCUUUGUGAAGAAGACUUUUCAUAAGCCUACGUACUGUCACCAUUGUACGGACAUGCUCUGGGGGCUCAUCGGACAAGGAUAUGUAUGUGAAGUGUGCAAUUUUGUUGUCCAUGACAGAUGUGUGAAAACAGUCGUGUCACCCUGUUCCAGUAUUGCUGUAAACCUAAUCAAGAAUCCUGUCGCUCACUGCUGGUCAGAACCUGCGCAUUUUAAACGGAAAUUCUGCAAUGUUUGUCGAAAACGAUUGGAGGAUAGUUGGGCAAUCCGAUGUGAAAUCUGUGAAUAUUAUGCACAUCUAGACUGCCAAGAUUUUGUCGUCAGUGAUUGUAAAGAGUGUACAACAUAUAGUCCAAAUAAACAGAAUUCAGCGCCACAAUAUCACCAUUGGAGGGAGGGAAAUUUGCCGGGCAAUUCCAAAUGUAUAGUUUGUAAAAAAACUUGUUGGUCUUCAGAGUGUCUGGCUGGUAUGCGAUGUGAAUGGUGUGGAGUCACAGCUCAUGCAACUUGCUACAAAACGCUCCCUGUAGAAUGCAACUUUGGGAUCCUGCGGGAUAUAAUGUUACCACCAAACUCUGUGUCGCUUCCUCGACUAGACAACACCCAAAUAUCUAUGGAAACCAUUAUAGGAUUGUCAAAGAAAGCUUCCGUCAAACGGUCGAAAGACGAUAAAAAAACCAUCGGUGCUACUAAUAGCUCUUCAUCAGGCCUGGGAUAUUUAGAGGACGCAGCCACGCCACAGACCACUGAGCGCGGACAUCGAAGCAAAAGCCCAGAGAAAACCCCAAGCAGUCACAGGGUGUCGGAAGAGUGGUCAUCGAGCGGCGACUCAAAGAAUGAAGAAGACGGUGAGAAACGGUCGCCGAAAGAAAAAGAUGGCAAAGAGCGUGAUCGGGAUGAAGAGUUGAUUCGGCUGUACGAUGGCAACGCAGCGCUGAAGAAGCGACAAUACAGAACCAUCGCCAUCAACAGAAACGCUCCAGUGUCUCAAGCGGUCGAGGCAGCCCUGAAAACAUUCCAGAUAUGCGACAGCCCGAAAAACUUCUGCCUGACUGAAAUUAUUGACAAAGAUGGCAACGAGGUGCCACUCGAUCCAGACCAACCGCUUAGGAAUCAAAUACAAACUGAGGGCCGACGUCCGUCCCUGUUUCUACGCUAUAAAGAUAUGGAAGCAAAUCGGACAUUCAUCAAAACAUACCCGGGAGUACUAUCGAAUAAUAGCAAAGUAAAAGAACUUUACAAGUAUAUUCCAGUAAGCAAGGACACAACCGCACAAGACGCCGUGCACUUGACCAUCAGGAAGUUUAAAAUUGACGAUGCGGACCCUAACGCUUACUCAUUAGUUCAGGUCUUGCUGGAUAAGGGCGUGACUGAGCAUGUGCUCGCAUGGAAUGACAGACCGUGGGCCAUUAUCAAUAACGUACGCAAGGACUCCUUGAGGCAGUAUAAAAUGACGAGGUUCUAUCUCCGCCAGACUGAAGACCCACACGGACCGUGCAUUGCACUCUUUGUCGGACGCUUGAAGGACGAUUUAUCGCAAAGACAGUAUGAAAAAAUUCUCUUGGACAUUCUUGGAAGAGAACUCCGCUGGUCAUCCAUAGACGCCAUCUAUUAUGAAUACGGAGGACUAGUUCUCCUGUUCGACAACCCUGAAAAGGCGGCCAAGGCCUUCCAUUGCAUAAGCGAGGCAUCCUUUGAAGAUAAACAGCUCAUGGUUCUUCUGCUCCCUUAUCUACAGCCUCAUCUUAUGCCUGAACACUUCAACCCUCUCCUGGUCUUCGUCAACGUCAAGAGUGGUGGUUGCCAGGGAUACGAACUUGUCACCGCAUUUCGUAAACUUUUGAAUCCUCACCAAGUCUUCAAUCUGGACUUCGGAGGACCUCUGCCUGGAUUAUAUGUUUUCCGCCAUGUUCCGUACUAUAAGAUACUCGUCUGCGGUGGAGAUGGCACCGUGGGAUGGACGUUAUCGUGUCUUGACAACGUGGGCCAGGACGCCAAGUGUCAGUCGCCCCCGCUGGCCAUAGUACCGCUAGGAACAGGGAAUGACUUGGCGCGAGUAUUACGUUGGGGCCCAGGUUACUCUGGGGCCGAAGAUCCACUUAAUUUACUCAGGGAUGUAAUUGAUGCAGAAACUAUUAGUUUGGACAGGUGGACGGUCAUCUUCCACCAAAAUGAAAAGGAGGCUGACGAGACGAAGAUGUAUCUGGAUAAUGAAAUGAGCACGGCGACCACCAGUGAAGAUAGCACCUCCAUAUUUGUUAUGAACAAUUAUUUCGGCAUUGGCAUCGAUGCAGACCUAUGUCUCGAUUUUCACAUGGCACGCGAGGAAAAUCCUGAUAAAUUCAACAGUCGACUGCACAACAAAAGUGUCUACUUCAAAAUGGGUCUUCGUAAAAUGGUGAAUCGGAAGUCGUGUAAGGACCUGCACCGAAUGAUUAAGGUUGAGGUCGACGGGAAGCUAAUCACAUUACCGCCAGUCGAAGGAAUUAUUAUUCUCAACAUUCUCAGUUGGGGCUCGGGUGCUAACCCGUGGGGCCCAGAGCGGGAGGAUAUCUUCACACGACCAAAUCAUUAUGACGGUCAGCUGGAGGUGGUUGGAGUGUCGGGGGUCGUCCAUAUGGGACAGAUCCAGAGCGGGCUUCGAAGCGGUACAAGAAUUGCACAAGGUGGACAUUUACGCAUCACGUUACUCACAGACUUGCCGGUGCAGGUGGAUGGAGAACCCUGGGUCCAGCCCGCUGGCCAGGUUGUCGUCCUGCGCUCCGCAUUGAAGGCUACGAUGCUGAAGAAAAGUAAAAAUAAGAUUAAACGGCGGAACACCGAACCCAGUAUCUUUUUCCCUAAUAGUGAGAGCUUGACGCAAUCUCCAGAUGCGGAAAGUGGCCCAUUAUAAUGUUUAAUGAAUAGUUAACACUAGAAUUAAUCUGAUGCAUGUGUACUUGAGUGAAUGACUAAAACACCCCUGUCGCCUAGGAAACGAUCACCAUGGACACAAAUGGUACAUAGUAACGGUUGCCUUGACAACAAGAUUGCAUCGACAACAGUUUAUUGUUGCCUAACGACCAUAGAUGUCAAGAUAAGAGGACUAAAGUUGGAUGAUUGAGUGAGUGGUUACCAUAGCAACAUGCGGUUGCCGAUGACAACAACAUUAUGGACAUGCUGCUUAAAUCCAUCCAUCAGAGGAAAAGUUUUAUGUCCGGUGGAAAUGUGUAAAAUAGCGUGAGGAGCUGCCUAAUCCGGUUACAGCGAUGCGAUGUAAAAAACGACUGUGUACUCGAAAUGUACAUCAGUCAACAGUUUCAGAUUUCAAAAUGUGUUUGGGAACACCUUGAAAGGUCAAGGUCAAGGUUGACAAAAUGUCAAGGUCAGAGGAUGAGGAUUACUUAAAGUGUACAAAUUUACGCAUUUUGGAUUGUACAAAAUCGUGACUAUCAGUGUUGAAAUUUUUCUUGUGAUUGUCUGAAUUGUGUAAACGUGUGGGUGCGUGUCAAAUGCGCGUGAGAACAUGAGGCCUUCGGGCGCAAAUGUUGGCUUUUUGAUUCAAUUUUUUGUUGUUAACAUAGGUAGGAAUUCAGUGAUGUCAUCACUGAACGAUAUUUGACGCCAUUGUACAAAUUUCUAAAAGUUGCGUAGAACCUUCACUCUGACAUUAUGGACGGUUUUUACAAAAACAAUACAACGUAAGAAAAGGAGCCGAUUCUGAUAAAAAACAAAAAAAAUAUUAUUCAUAAUAUUAAUUAGCUUGCUAUGUGGUUCUUCGGAAGAAUGUACUCAAUACUCUCAUGUAUAGCCUAGGGACGUGUGUCCAUAACGGAAUCAGGCUCUUACAACAUUUCGGCCAAAUUUUCAAGUCAGCAAAAUAUGAAUGAGUGACAGGUCUGUUCUGUCUGAGUGAAUUCAAAUAAAUUACCAUAAUGUUGCAUUGUGGGAUAUAGUAUAUAAAUACGAUUUCUUUCUUGGAACAUUACCAUAUAUGGUAGUAUUGGGUGUAUAUAAAAACUGUCUGCUCACUCUCGGGUCGAAAUCUUUAAAUUUUGUGCGUUAAAUCGUGUUGAAGCAACAUAAUCGUAGAAAUUGCGGAUUAUUUUAGUGCCCAGUCUACGGCACUCGUAUUUUUCAUCGAAGUCAAUUUCAUACAAUAUAAACAAACAUAACAAAUUAUAUUAUAUAUAUAUAAAUACGGCAUAUAUAUAUACAGAAGAUAUAUAAGUGUUCUCUUUUCGUUCCUUGAUCGUGAUGUAUAUAAGCUAUGUGUUCAUUUUCAAUCUUACUCAUCUGAUGAUCACGUCUCACAUACCAGCGUGCAGUUGUGCGCGGGUUAAAUUCCCUCUUUGGGGAUUUCAAUUCUGUGAUUCAUGGAGUUCAUAUUAUUUGAGAUUUUUACACGCUCUUAAUUGUCAUCUGUGUAUGGAUUUGUGAUAGGUGUGUAUCAUGGUUUUGCUGACACAUCUUUGCUGGGUUUAUUUCUUGGCCUGCUCUCCUUAGAGCCUCAUGGUAUACUUAAUAUUGUCCACCUCAAGUCUUGUCACUCAGCUCACAGAACAUGACUUGCUACGCCAUCUAUGGGAUUCCUCAUUCCUGACAAAUGGAAGUUGAGAGUAAGUCAGUUCGACGCGGGUUUUGGGUAUGGAAGAAUUGAGAGGCAAAUUAUGGAGAGUGGGCAGGGAAAUAACGGCCAUUUGCUUGUCUAGUCUAGAGUAGAUCAAUCAGUGUAGAUCAGUAUCGCUAAAUUUCUCAAUCAUGCGCCAUCUGUUGGGAAGCGAGAUCAUCACCAGUUAUUCCAGAAUCGUACGAUGCCUUGUUUGUUUUGAUUGUUGCUAUGGUUACAGAAUCAUGUUUAUCUGUAACUAUGGUACCUAAUAGAAUCCAUGUCCUCCUAUCAAAAGAUAAUCUUCAACAUCAGACAGUUUGUAGAAUUCGAAUGGGGAAAGGAAUCAUAUGAAGACUUUGAAACUUGAGCUGAAAUAUAGAAGAGAGAUUUUUGAAGUUGUGGAUGAUAAUGGUACAGAUUAGAAGUUUGCCUCUUUUCACAUCAGCGCACCUGGUGGCCAAUUGCCAGAACGUGUAAUGAAGUUAUAAACGACAUCACGUUGCAGUUCUGGGAAAAUGAUAUCGUGUUGAACAGAAGUUUUCCCAUAACUCGGCAAAGCUCUGUCACUUGGUGCGCUGGCCUGGAAAGAGUUGAAUGAGUCCACUGGUCACCUUGUGUCUUGAGCUCAAAGUGUAUAUUUUUCACUAAAAGGAAAUGGAACUAGUCUACAGAUGCUUCACCAACACCUCCAAAGAGAUUUAAACUAUUUCUUCCAUGGCCUCCUGCACAUUUCAAAGACGUCAUUUUGUUUCUGUGUGUUCACCUAAGUUUUCUAGAUUCAGGUGAAUUUGCAUAUUUCAUGAUGAGAAUUUCGAAUAGUUCAUUCAAUUUGAGAGCUCUUAUGAAAUUAUUCUUAGUUUAAUCAGUACGUGUUUAUCAAAAUCAUCAGCCAGCGUGUAAAAUGUGACCAUCUCAUUUCAAAAAGUAUAAAUUUGUGUGUGCACAUUAUUUCAACUUCGUCAGGUAAAUUUUGAUGUGGACGGCACCGAUCAUAAACAGUUUCUUCAACAAGUAAGGUAAACUGGUACAACUAUAGCCCCUGCUGUGUAGAUAACAGCUGGCAAUACAAGCUAAUGCACACAGAGGUGAUCAUUGUACCACCUUUCCUUACAACCAGACCAUGCCAUUGACUAUAUGAAUAUACCUUAUAAAUGUUGCCACGUUUCUUUUAGAAUCUGUUAGAAAAUAUUGUCCCCUCAAUGAGCAAAGUCUGUUUUUAAGUUCAAUGUAUUUCAGUCAAAGUGACUCGGUUUAAUAUUCUCUUCCAUUCAUUGCUGUCAUAGUGAUAUUCCUGGUUACUUAAUCUGGAAUAUGUCAUAACAGGACUACACUGGGCUUGUGACAUGAGGAACAGAACCAGCUAAUCGCAUCAGAGAUGCCAAUUUCCAAUCUUCCUUUGGACUUGAGACUUUCUACACACUCCAGCCUUGGCGUUCUUCAAAUUGUUACUCUAAUGUCUCAUCUUGGACAUAGGUAGCACCACUUGAAGUCGUUACUUUCAUGAAGGCUGGGUGGCAGUCGUUCUGUUGCCUAAAAUAAUCCCAAGUACACUCCAAAUCCAUGUGUACCAGUACACUUUACUUCCAGUCUGACCUUAAAAUUCACCGGAUCCAUGCUUUCUUACUUUGUCUUUUACUUAUUGUUGUUGUCGUAACUAUGGCAGCAUGCUGUAAACAAUUCUAUGAGAUUUGGUUGCCAUGGCAACACUUCAUACUGUUGGUUUGAUUGUUAACUGGUUGCUAUGACAACAAAGUGUGUAGCAUCUUGGCCCUUUCUUCAUGCGAGUCUUUUCCAGACUGCUUCUUUCUUAGCUCUGCUCUCACGGCUUGUUCUUUUGUUUUGCUUCAUCCUCGGCAACCGUUGCUAAGGAGUUUGUCUUCCUUCGUUGCCAUGGCUACCAUUUUGUGAUAUCUCUGGGCCCUCGGUGUGACCGUCUGUCACUGGUGUACUUAAGGAUCAAUAUUAUGUCUAUUUUUCAAGAUAUUAAUGUUUGUAUGGUGUUUUUGUUUUGAAAAUCAUGAGAUUUGGAAGGAAUUGAAAGUUUUAUUUGACUUAUGAAGAUGAAGGAUUUUGUUUUGACUUCAGUAGGUGGUAAAUUGAUAAAGUUAAUUUGGAAUUUCAUCUCAAAAAAGUUGCAUCAAGAACCUGUUGAAAGGUCUCUCAUCGAUGCAUCAUCUUAGCUUGUGGAUUUUGGUGGUGUAGACAGAGUUUUAACUCUCAGCUCGUGGGUGAGCUCGUCAGUUCUUGUUUAUCAAGCCCCCCCCCCCUUGUAACACUUUCCCCUAAAAACUUGAAAACUAUUCGAAAGAAAAGCACCAAAGGACAUGUCUGUAAAUGUGCUUUUUUUUCUGGGUACAGUUUUGCGCAUCUUUGGAAAUAUCUCCUCGAAAUGUGAGACUCAUUAGGUGUUCUACAUAGUAGACAUUCUGAACUCCCAAUCUGAAGAAGCUAAUUGAAUUGAAACAACUUGGCCUACCAAUGAAUAGUAGCCAGCCAGUCCUGUUGGGUUAAAAUGGGUAAAUAUCUGGUUAUCGCAUAUUGACCGUUGUAUGAUUCUCAUCACAUGGAAAGUUCUGAGCACGCCACCAGGUGGAGCCUUGUGUGGCAGUUUUAUUCAUUUGUUUUCCUUUAGUGUUAUAGAAUCUUUUAGCAACUGUUGCAAUUUGGCGUCAAUGUUUCUUUUUGAAAGAGCUAUAUGCUCGUUAGAAUUGCUAGAAGAUAAAACGGCUUUAUCACAGAAUUGAUCUGGAGCCAAACUUGGUAUUGAUAUUUCUGGUCGUAUACUUGACACGUACCAAUCAUUGUAUCAUACUAGUAUUGCUAGCAAUUGACAGAUGUUGCCUUAAUUAGGAAUAUCCUCAACCUGGAUAAUCAGUUUCCCAAAGUGCCGAGAAUCAGACUCGGCAAGAUGCAGAUGACUCUCAACAAGUUGGAAAGUUGAUCCAUCAGGUGAUAUCAGGAACCUAAAUGUUGGCGGCGAAGGUAUAGCUGUUUACUGCCAUCUCGCUGCAGAUUUGAUUAGAAUCAAUUUUCAGACGAAACUGCUCCAGUCGCUAAAAGGUUACAGAGAUAUCGAUGUAUAUUUUUUCAUGCUAUUUAUUACAUACAAAGAUUUAAAAGCAACGCGGCUGUGCCACGUGUUAGCGCUUAUAUUUAUAGGAUCUGCCUCUAUGUGUUUGACCUCAUAUCGUAGGCCUUGGUGGCCAUGUUUGAUAUCGUCAUGGAGAUGACCUUGAGUAUUUUUCACCCCAACUUGACAUGGAUUUGCUGUACAUUUACUACUGUAAUAAAGGGAUGAUUUGUUCUGUUUAACAAUGGGUAGUUUUCACCUUCCAAGGCUGAUUAUGGUGCAGCAUUACUGUAGAAAAUAUACAUGCAUUCUGGUCAUUGUGAACGUGAAAAAUACUACUGUUUUAAUCUUGAGUCCGCUUGAAUUAGUCAGUGUUAUUCACGUUUAGAAAGUUCUCAUUUAGAAAGUAUGGGCGAUUUCAGCCAGAACUUGUCUCACUUGUCCACAUCAGUUAUUGAUGCCGUGUCUUAGUCGAGUUUAGAUGGGGCCUGAGUAAUGAACUGAUGGUUCGGGUUCUGCUUGGUCGGUUUACAAUGUUUCUGAAGGGAUUAGUCACUCGGCUUUCACUACUUUGGUGGGUUCUUAUUGUUUGCCGCUUGGUGAAGUGAGGUUAAAGAAGGGCACACUAGCUGCCAAUUUGAACCUAUUGUCUUUGAAAGAAAAUGUGUGCCAGCAAGAACAUGCUUCAUUGCUCAAAAGUGGCCUGCCCUAGGUGUGGGUAAAGAUGGGGUUUAGUGAAUGGGUGUUGAGUCUCCAUCCAAUUUGGAGGUUUCAGAUGUUGAGAUUUUUAUAGUGAACCCCAAGGAUGUGAAGUAGGGUCAGAUGAUUUUAUGACAUAGAAAUGGAUCGGCAAUCUUAAGAGUGAAAACUUGGCUAAAUCUUAAGGAUUCUGAUACAGGGAGACAGACAUGUCACAAUUUUGACUUGAGAGGUUAAUUAAUCUUGGCAUCAAAGUAAGUGCCUUUCCUAAGGACCCAACCUGACCUCAACUUCUGAAUCUAGUCCACACAUAUAUAAUUUUUCAUCUCCUCCAAGUUGACUCACUCAUAUAUUUAGUAAGCCAAGGUUGAAAUCAAAAAGGCUUUUAACCCAUGAAGACAAUGAACAUAUCACUAAUUUAUUCAAGUUCAUGAUAGUUUGAAAUCAUUCUAGUUACAUUAAAGUGUUGCCAUGGUGACCGUUUGCGUACUGUGCAGAAAGCGUUUAUUGCAAAAUUUGUAUUUCUGGUCGGUAACAUUUCUUCUUAGAAAUGUUGUGAAUUUGUCUGGCAGUAUGCCAAUUGAUUAUUAGUCUCAAGUAACUCUCUUAGCAACCAAUUUUAAUGUUUGUUGCUAUGGCAACCCUAUUGGUUGUUAAGGAAGUCAUGUUGGUUGCUAUGGAAAAACUGCCAGCCAGUUGCUUCUAGUUGUAUUAUAAUUUGGUUCCCUAUCAAAAGGGGGCACUACUAGUCAUGUUGCAGAUUUUUCAUAUAUAUUUGAUCAUUCUAUUGUUACACUGUGUGUAGCUAUUAUUUUGCAUUGUGUAUAAUUUAAUGGUUGUCAUGGCGACCACAGGCCCCAGUCUCGUGUGUUAUCUGUCCCGUACCGCCUCAGAGAGAGCAUGCCCAGUUUUAUCCUUAGCUUGUGGUUGUCAUGGUGACUGACGUAAAUUGUGAAACUACGACUUUUCUUUACGAUAUCAACAGGAUGUAAGUGUGUAUAACAUUAUGAUUGAGUCAUGUUUUUCAAUUUGACUUGCGUAGCUAAACAGAUCUAGGUCAAUUUCUAUAAAACGUUUAUCGAUUUCAUUCAAUAUAUGGAUAGAUGUAAAUGUGAAUAAAGAAUAGUUAUCAGAUGAUCAAAUA
This is a messenger RNA of Lineus longissimus, 9821 nucleotides long. RefSeq names its product diacylglycerol kinase theta-like. The transcript has 25 exons. The coding region runs from base 220 to 3210 and encodes 996 amino acids. Lineage: Eukaryota; Metazoa; Nemertea; Pilidiophora; Heteronemertea; Lineidae. Gene Ontology annotation, molecular function: ATP-dependent diacylglycerol kinase activity. The record is from RefSeq and is a predicted model, not a curated record.